This is a messenger RNA of Laccaria bicolor S238N-H82, 378 nucleotides long. RefSeq lists its product as uncharacterized. The coding region runs from base 1 to 378 and encodes 125 amino acids. Lineage: Eukaryota; Fungi; Basidiomycota; Agaricomycetes; Agaricales; Hydnangiaceae. The record is from RefSeq and is a predicted model, not a curated record. The transcript has a single exon.
AUGUCCGAUGACGAAUUCGACAACAUUCCGGAUGAUUUUGCUGGUGUCGAAGGCGUUGAUUGGGAUCAAAUCCUAGCUGCACCAUCCCGAGUUUCACCGACAAUCGAUGUUCUGGAACACACCCCUUCUCAGCCUCGGAGCACGGAAUCCCUCGAACUUGAAGAAAUGGAUGAUGUAUUUCUGGCUGAGCUGGAUGCUGUUGAGCAGAGAGUUUAUCAGGAAAUGCAAGCAGGGUCGUCUAGGUCGCAAACCCAUGGCCCAAGUAUGCACACUCGCACAAUUGUGGUUGCACAGGCUGUUACCAGUACGCCUUUUCUGCUGUUGAAUCGUAUCCCAAAGGCAGCUGACUAUCAGAUCAGGCAACUGUACCACAAGUGA